UGCUCCCUCCUUCUCCCGGUGCGGUAGCCCCUGGUCCUCCCCUGCUCCGGUUGCCCCGCGCGGACCCCGCCUCGCCCGGUGCCGCCAUGUCCGCGGAGCAGGUGAGCAGCCUGUGCGAGCAGCUGGUGAAGGCGGUGACGGUGAUCAUGGACCCGGCCUCCACCCAGCGCUACCGCCUGGAGGCGCUCAAGUUCUGCGAGGAGUUUAAAGAGAAGUGUCCCAUCUGUGUCCCCUGUGGUCUGAAGCUGGCAGAGAAAACCCAGACAGCCAUUGUCAGGCACUUUGGUCUUCAGAUCUUGGAGCAUGUGGUCAAGUUUCGCUGGAACAGCAUGCCUCGCCUCGAGAAGGUCUAUCUGAAGAACAACGUCAUGGGGCUCAUAUCCAAUGGAACACAGAAUAUUUUAGAGGAGGAAAGUCACAUUAAGGAUGUCCUGUCUCGCAUUGUGGUGGAGAUGAUCAAGCGUGAAUGGCCUCAGCACUGGCCUGAUAUGCUGAAGGAGCUGGACACACUUUCCAAACAAGGGGAGACACAGACAGAACUGGUGAUGUUCAUCCUCCUGCGUCUGGCAGAGGACGUGGUGACCUUCCAGACGCUGCCCACCCAGCGGCGACGGGACAUCCAACAAACUCUUACCCAGAACAUGGAGAAGAUCUUCAGCUUCCUGCUCACUACCCUGCAGCAGAACGUCAACAAGUAUAGGCGCAUGGUGGGAGCGCCCCAGGAGCGAGAUGCACUUACCACUCCACAGAAGACUGACCUGGCUCAGGAACCAAAGGCCCAGGCAAACUGCCGCGUUGGGAUAGCAGCACUGAACACCCUGGCAGGCUACAUUGACUGGGUGGCCAUGAGCCACAUCACAGCAGAUAACUGCAAGCUCCUGGAGAUGCUGUGCUUGCUCCUGAAUGAACCCGAGCUACAAGUGGGAGCAGCAGAGUGUCUUCUGAUCGCUGUCAGCAGGAAAGGGAAGCUGGAGGAUCGGAAGCCCCUUAUGGUCUUGUUUGGAGAUGUUGCCAUGCACUACAUACUUUCUGCUGCGCAGACAGCAGAUGGUGAAGGCCUGGUAGAGAAGCAUUAUGUUUUCUUGAAGAGACUUUGCCAGGUCUUGUGUGCUUUGGGCAGUCAGCUGUGUGCAUUAGUGGGCUCGGAUUCUGACGUGGACACACCAGCCAACCUUGGGAAAUACCUGGACUCGUUUCUAGCUUUCACAACCCAUCCCAGCCAGUUUCUGCGCUCUUCCACUCAGAUCACCUGGGGAGCCCUCUUUCGACAUGAAAUCCUAUCCCGUGACCCUCUGCUGUUGGCUAUGAUCCCAAAGUACCUUCGUGCAUCUAUGACUAACCUAGUGAAGGUGGGCUUCCCCUCUAAAACAGACAGCCCUAGUUGUGAAUACUCUCGCUUUGACUUCGACAGUGAUGAGGACUUCAAUGCCUUCUUCAACUCUUUCCGUGCCCAGCAGGGAGAAGUCAUGAGGAUGGCGUGUCGCCUGGACCCAAGGACUGGCUUCCAGAUGGCUGGGGAGUGGCUGAAGUACCAGCUGGCAGCUGCUGUUGAUAUUGGACCCAUGAACUCUAAGACUGGGGAAGGUCUCUGCUCCAUCUUCUCUCCUUCCUUUGUACAGUGGGAUGCUAUGACCUUCUUCUCGGAGAGUGUCAUCAGCCAGAUGUUCCGGACCCUGGAUAAGGAAGAGAUCCCAGUGAAUGAUGGCAUAGAGCUGCUGCAGCUUGUCCUGAACUUUGAAACAAAGGAUCCUCUCAUCUUGUCCUGUGUGCUCACCAAUGUCUCUGCACUCUUCCCGUUUGUCACCUACAGGCCAGAGUAUCUACCCCAAGUCCUCUCCAAGCUAUUCACCGCCGUCACUUUUGAAGUUAUAGAAGAGAGUAAGGCCCCAAGAACUCGUGCAGUGAAGAAUGUGAGAAGACAUGCAUGCUCCUCGAUCAUAAAGAUGUGUCGGGACUACCCUCAGCUUGUCCUACCUAACUUUGAGAUGCUGUAUAACCACGUGAAGCAGCUGCUGUCCAAUGAGCUGCUCCUGACACAGAUGGAGAAGUGCGCUCUCAUGGAGGCCCUGGUCCUCAUCAGCAACCAGUUCAAGGACUACCAGCGGCAGAAGGUUUUCCUGGAGGAGCUCAUGUCUCCUGUUGCCAACCUGUGGCUCUCUGAAGAGAUGCAGAGAGUCCUAUCAGAUCCUGAAGCUUUCAUCUCCUACGUGGGUGCUGACAACAAAAUCGCUGAUCCCGUCUUAGAAGAUCCCAGUGGCCUGAACCGCUCCAGAAUAAGCUUUUGCGUGUACACCAUUCUGGGAGUUGUGAAACGGGCUCGUUGGCCCACUACCCUGGAAGAGGCUAAGGCCGGAGGAUUUGUGAUCGGGUGCAUGCCCAGCGGCAAUCCGAUCUACCGUAACCCCUGCACUGAGCAGGUCCUGAAACUUCUCGACAACUUGCUCGCUCUCAUAAGGACCCACAACAAUCUCUACAUGCCAGAGAUGGUGGCUAAGCUGGGGGAAACAUUUGCAAAGGCUUUAGAUAUGCUGGAAGUGGAGAAGAAUGCCAUCCUAGGCCUCCCUCAGCCUCUCCUGGAGCUUUAUGACUCUCCUGUUUACAAAACCAUCUUAGAAAGGAUGCAGGGCUUCUUCUGUACCCUCUAUGACAAUUGUUUCCACAUCCUGGGUAAUGCUGGCCCAUCAAUGCAGCAAGACUUCUACACUGUUGACGGCCUCGCCAGCCAGUUCCUCAAUUCAGCUUUUGUUAACCUCAACAAUAUUCCCGACUACAGGCUACGCCCCAUGCUUCGUGUGUUUGUGAAGCCCUUGGUUCUCUCCUGCCCCUCGGACCACUACGAAACCCUUCUCUGUCCCAUGCUCGGCCCGCUCUUCACCUAUCUACACGUGAGACUGUCCCAGAAAUGGCAGGUCAUCAGCCAGCGGAGCAUACUUUGCGAGGAGGACACAGCAGAUGACAACCCUGAGUCCCAGGAGAUGCUUGAGGAGCAGCUGGUCAGGUUGCUGACCCGGGAAGUCAUGGAUCUUAUCACUGUUUGCUGUGUUUCAAAGAAAGGCGCUGCUGAGCAUAACAGCUCUGCUGUUGCAGAUGGAGACGAUGAUGAGAUGAUGUCCACAGACGUGACCCCACCUUCCAGUGCAGAGCUAACUGAGCUGGGCAAGAGUUUGAUGAAGCAGGAGGAUGUCUGCACUGCUCUUCUGAUCACGGCCUACAGAUCCCUCUCCUGGAAGGACACCCUGUCCUGCCAAAGAACCACCACGCAGCUUUGCUGGCCAUUGCUCAAACAGGUGCUCACAGGGAGUCUGCUCCCUGACGCAGUGACCUGGUUCUUCACCGGCGUGCUGAAAGGGUUGCAGACACACGGACAGCAUGAUGGCUGCAUGGCAGCUCUCGUCCACCUGGCUUUCCAGAUCUAUGAGGCUUUGCGCCCCCGCUAUGCUGAGCUGAAGGCAGUGAUGGAACAGAUCCCAGAAAUCCAGAAGGAAUCGUUGGAGCAGUUUGACUCCAAGCUUCUAAACCCAACUCUGCUGAAAGUGGCAGACAAGCGCCGGAAGGACAAUUUCAAACGCCUCAUUGCAGGCUGCAUCGGGAAGCCUCUGGGAGAACAGUUCCGCAAAGAGGUUCACAUCCGGAACCUCCCAUCUCUCUUCAAAAAGGUGAAGCCGUCACUGGAGACAGACGUACUGGAGAACAACGAGGAUGGAGAAGGCCUCACUGCGCUCUUUGAGCCCUGAGCUGGGGCACGUCAGCCACCCCCACCCCCAC
Messenger RNA from Terrapene triunguis (Three-toed box turtle), 3765 nucleotides. RefSeq names its product exportin 5 (gene XPO5). Gene Ontology annotation, molecular function: nuclear export signal receptor activity; small GTPase binding; RNA binding. The transcript has 33 exons. The coding region runs from base 87 to 3734 and encodes 1215 amino acids. Gene Ontology annotation, biological process: protein export from nucleus; RNA export from nucleus. NCBI's taxonomy places the organism in Eukaryota, Metazoa, Chordata, Testudines, Emydidae. The record is from RefSeq and is a predicted model, not a curated record. Gene Ontology annotation, cellular component: cytoplasm; RNA nuclear export complex; nucleus.